AUGGCCCAAGAAGCAUGUCGUCGAGAUCCUGGCGCCAAUUCGAGGGAAGCCUCGAAAUGGCGUCAAGUGAGAGUGCAGUUCUGCUGGCGCGAGCCGCGCGCGGCUGUGAAGCAGACUCGCAACUGGUAUUCAUGCCGCGCCCCUUUCGCAUGCGCGCGAGACACGUUUGGUACACCAAUGAUUGCGGAUCGCGAGGUGUGGGACCUGACCAUCAACAAGGAUCAGAAAGUAGAGCACCAUGUCCUUAGAAGAGCAAGGCAUGUGGCAAGAAGUUGAUCAGGCGAGGUCAAGAACAAGGACGUGAAGAGUGUCCAGUACAGUGUCCAGUGUAUAGUAAUUACGAGCUUAUGGUCCGCGCUAGCUGUAGGCCCCUCUUCGUGUAGAUGCCUCGAAUGAUCAGGGUCAUUAGAAUCAUAAGAGUCUACUAUAGGCGCACCCUAUAGUAGAUAGAACAUUCCGCCAGGUAGGACUACGGUAGCGCACUUAAUAACACCUGACUCCGUCUGAUCCUGGUUUGAGGUUCCUAGCGGUCUUAAUUUGCGCGUUUUCGGUACGUUCCGACCUUAAAAACCGGACAUUUCAGCCAAGAUCGUCCUUAAUUUAGCAUGUGGA
Molecule: messenger RNA, 612 nt
Organism: Klebsormidium nitens
Lineage: Eukaryota; Viridiplantae; Streptophyta; Klebsormidiophyceae; Klebsormidiales; Klebsormidiaceae
Source: the annotation of a GenBank genome assembly